AUUGGGUGCAGCUCUUCCUGGAAUGAGUUGGGCAUAGCGAAUACCCUCUAUGGGGAUUGAUAAUAAGAAACCUGUCACACAGCUGCUCUGUUCUCACAUAAAUCUACCUAUUGUGUUACUGGAAUUGACAUAUUUCCCUGGAGGUGUCCAGGAAACUUAUGAAAUACAGAGCCAAUAAAAGCCUGCUGGUCCUUAAGACUGCCAGCCCCUUGCAAAGAUGGAGUUUGUAAGGAGGUUCAUCUAUUUGGCCCUUUUAAUUGCCUCCUGUUUGGCAGAGUUGAACUCAACGGAGACUGAAGGCAAAUCAAGCUGCCAGGUCAGUCUGGGAGGUGCCAAUCUGGCAGAGACCCACAAAGCCCUGAUUCUGCAACUCAAUCCCAAUGAGAACUGCACCUGGACAGUAGAAAGACCAGAAAACAAAAGCAUCCGAAUGAUAUUUUCCAACAUCCAGCUUGAUCCGGAUGGAGGAUGUGAAAGUGAAAACAUUAAAGUCUUUGAUGGAAACUCUACUAACGAGCCUCUUCUAGGGAAAGUCUGCAGUAAAAAUGACUUCGUUCCUGUAUUUGAAUCAUCAUCUAAUACGCUGACGUUUCAAAUAGUCACUGACUCUGCAAGAACUCAAAGAACCGUCUUUCUCUUCUACUACUACUUCUCUCCUGGUACCUCUAUUCCAGACUGUGGCGGUUACCUGGACACCUUGGAAGGAUCCUUUACCAGCCCCAAUUAUCCAAAGCCACAUCCUGAGCUGGCUUAUUGUGUGUGGCACAUACAAGUGGAGAAAGGUUAUAAGAUAAAAUUAAACUUCAAAGAGAUUUUCCUGGAAGUGGAUAACUACUGCAGAUUUGAUUUCAUUGCUGUCUAUGAUGGUCCCUCCACCAACUCUGGCCUGAUGGGACAAGUCUGUGGACGUGUGACACCCACCUUUGAAUCUUCGUCAGACUCUUUGACUGUCGUAUUAUCUACAGAUUAUGCCAAUUCCUACCGGGGCUUUUCUGCUUCCUAUACCUCAAUUUAUACAGAAAACAUCAACACUACAUCUUUGACUUGCUCUUCUGACAAGAUGAGAGUUAUCAUAAGUAAAUCCUACCUAGAGUCUUUUAACUAUAAUGAGGGUAACUUACAACUAAUUGAUCCAACUUGCAGACCAAAAGUAUCAAAUGUUGUGGAAUUUUCUAUCCCUCUUGGCAGUUGUGGUACCAUCAAAAAGGUAGAAGAUCAGUCAAUUACUUACACCAAUAUAAUCACCUUUUCUGAGUCCCCGACAUCUGCAGUGAUCACCCGUCAGAAGCAUCUCCAGAUUAUUAUGAAGUGUGAAAUGGAACAUAAUUCUACUGUGGAGAUGAUGUACAUAACAGAAGAUGAUGUCAUACAAAAUCAAAAUGCUCUGGGCAAAUAUAAUACAAGCAUGGCUCUUUUUGAAUCCAAUUCAUUUGAAAAGAUUAUUCUCGAAUCACCGUAUUAUGUGGAUUUGAACCAGACUCUUUUCGUUCAAGUCAGUCUACACACUUCAGAUCCAAAUUUGGUAGUGUUUCUUGAUACCUGUAAAGCUUCUCCCACCUCUGACUUUGCAUCUCCAACCUAUGACUUAAUCAAGAGUGGAUGCAGUCGAGAUGAGACUUGUAAGGUGUAUCCCUUAUUUGGACACUAUGGAAGAUUCCAGUUUAAUGCCUUUAAAUUCUUGAGAAGUCUGAGCUCUGUGUACCUGCAGUGUAAAGUUUUGAUAUGUGAUAGUAGUGACUCCCAGUCUCGCUGCAAUCAAGGUUGUGUCUCUAGAAGGAAACGAGACAUUUCAUCAUACAAGUGGAAGACUGAUUCCAUCAUAGGACCCAUUCGGCUGAAGAGAGAUCGAAGUGCAAGUGGUAAUUCAGAUCUUCGGCAUCAAACACAUGCAGAAGAAACUCAGAACCAGCCUUUCAACAGUUUGCAUCUAUUUUCAAUCAUGGUUCUAGCUCUGAAUGUAGUGAUCGUGGCCACAGUCACAGUGAGGCAUUUUUUAAAUCAACGGGCAGACUACAAAUACCAGAAGCUGCAGAACUAUUAGCUAAUGGGUCCAGUUCUAAGUGAGACAUGCUUUUCCAGGAUGCCAAAGGAAACGGUACCUUGUGGCUACACCAUUACGAAUAAAUGAGGAAAGGCCUGAAAGUGAUACACAGGCUUUCAUGUCACUGU
This is a messenger RNA of Carlito syrichta (Philippine tarsier), 2169 nucleotides long. RefSeq names its product CUB and zona pellucida like domains 1 (gene CUZD1). Gene Ontology annotation, cellular component: cell surface. The coding region runs from base 218 to 2041 and encodes 607 amino acids. The transcript is spliced from 9 exons. The record is from RefSeq and is a predicted model, not a curated record. NCBI's taxonomy places the organism in Eukaryota, Metazoa, Chordata, Mammalia, Primates, Tarsiidae.